Chironomus riparius is the source of this 2217-nucleotide messenger RNA. Lineage: Eukaryota; Metazoa; Arthropoda; Insecta; Diptera; Chironomidae. The record is from the annotation of a GenBank genome assembly.
AUGUUGCAUCCAGAAGUUAAUAAGUUAUAUAUGGGAACCAUACCAGACGUCAACAAGCAUGGAUUAAAUGUGAAAUUGAAUGGAUUUAGCAAGCCAUUUGAGGGAUUUAUUCAUAAUUUGGAGUUGAUGGGAAUUGUGUCAGACGCAAACCAAUUUUUGUCAAUGACAAUCAGAAAUGUCGAACAGCCAGCAAAUAAACAUCAGUGUAAUUAUGAGAAUAAGGAACUAAAACGCACGAUUCGUGUAGCUAGUCCUGGUCGUAGAGAAAUUGCUCAAUUCACUAAUUCAAGAUCAGCUACAAAGGGUGGCUUUGAUAGUUCCUGGGAAAAGCCAAAGCAGCUUUAUCAUUCAUUUGAAAAAUUGAGUAUAUCAUCAGUAGUUCCAAAGAAGUCUCCAUCCUCAAUCAAUUAUGUUAAACGAUGCAAAAUGUCAAUUAAGGAACAACGUGAAUCGUUGCCAAUUUUCAGCUCUCGAGAAGCCAUUAUUAAAGCUGUAAGUAAAAAUCCAGUAACAAUUGUGAUCGCUGAAACUGGUUCAGGUAAAGUUAUAGACAUAGUGGCCUUAAAGUUGACAAAAUACAUAUUGACACUAUCUGCUUUGCAGCCACGUCGUUUUGCAGCUGUGAGCGUUGCUACGCGUGUUGCAAAUGAAUAUGGAUGUCUUGUUGGUCAAGAAGUUGGAUAUAAAAUCAGAUUUGAUGAUCACACUAAUCCAAAAACAAUCAUUAAGUACAUGACCGAUGGAAUUUUACUUCGUGAAUGCUUAUCAGAUGCCAAUUUGGAUACAUAUUCCGUUAUCAUUUUGGAUGAGGCACAUGAAAGAUCUAUGAAUGCUGAUGUUUUGUUUGGACUGUUGAAGAAAGCAGUGAAGCGUCGACCAAAGCUUCGUAUAGUCAUUUCCUCAGCAACAUUAGAUUACGCUAAAUUUGCUAAAUUCUUUGAUAAUGCUAAAGUUCUUCAAAUACCGGGAUCAAUAUUUCCAGUUGAGACGCUCUACUAUCGAUAUCCAGUAUCUGAUUAUUUGAAUGCAGCCUUAAGCACUGUCUUAAACAUCCAAAUGCGAGAACCAGACGGAGAUAUAUUGUUAUUCUUAACAGGACAAGAUGAAAUUGAGCGUGCAUGUGACGCUCUAGAAGAAUAUGUAUCUUUAAAUAGGUCCCGCUUCCGUCUUGAUCUCAUAAUCCUUCCUAUGUUUGCGGCAUUGCCACCUGACAUGCAAAGUGAUGUCUUAACACCAGCACCAAAAGAAAGCCGUAAAGUCAUUAUCGCUACCAAUAUUGCAGAAGCUUCUGUGACAAUUGAUGGAAUUAAGUUUGUUGUUGAUCAAGGAUAUACGAAACAAAAGAUCAAUGAUCCAAAAACAGGAAUGGACAUGCUGACAAUUAUUCCGAUUUCUCAGGCUUUAGCUAAUCAAAGUUUAGGUAGAGCUGGAAGAACAGCACCUGGAAAGUGUUAUCGUCUGUAUUCUGAAAAGGCUUACAAUGAAGAGCUGUUGCCUGAGACAAUUCCUGAAAUUCAGCGUUCCAAUUUAUCACAAGUUGUUCUGCAAUUGAAAUGUAUUGGCGUACAGAAUGUCUUGGAAUUUGAUUUUAUGGAUCCACCACAAAAGGAAAAUAUUUUAAUGUCCUUAAAGCAGUUAUUCCUUCUUGGUGCUUUAGAUCGCAAUGGUUUAGUUACAGAGAUUGGUCAAAGGAUUGCAGCACUUCCAAUUGAACCGAAUUUAGCUAAAAUGCUAUUGAUGUCUGUAAGCUUGAAGUGCACGGAUGAAGUUAUUACAAUUGUUGCAAUGUUGAGUGUUGGAAGCUUAUUUUAUAGCCCAUUCAAGAAAUCAGCAAUAGCUAAUAUGAAGAAAAGUCAAUUCGAUCAUGCUGUUGGUGAUCAUUUGCGAAUGCUGAAUGUCUUUAAGAAGUGGGAGAUUAAUCAGUACUCUGUUGAAUGGUGCAAGACUAACUUUUUGAAUGAAAAGAAAUUAUUUGAAGCUCUGGAUGUUCGUGAAAAUUUAAUGUCAAUUAUGGAAAAGUACAAUUAUGAAAUUUAUUCUGCUGGAUAUAACUACGAGCGCAUUCAAAUGGCAAUUUGUACUGGAUUCUUUCAAAAUAUUGCUUGCCAGCCUGCAUCAUUUUUGGGUCUAAGAAACAAUUCAUAUCAAACUCUUGAUAAAUCUAAAUGCUUCAUUCAUCCAGGAAGUUCACUCUUUCAUCAGGCUCCAGACUGGUAA